Uloborus diversus is the source of this 1827-nucleotide messenger RNA. RefSeq names its product formin-binding protein 4-like. Bases 115 to 1827 code for a protein of 570 amino acids. The transcript has 10 exons. The record is from RefSeq and is a predicted model, not a curated record. Gene Ontology annotation, molecular function: protein binding. NCBI's taxonomy places the organism in Eukaryota, Metazoa, Arthropoda, Arachnida, Araneae, Uloboridae.
GGGAAAAUGAGUUCAGAGUUGUUGUGAAAUAAGUGAAACGACUAGUAGGUAUUUGGGCAUUGAACUUAUGAACUGUCAAUUUAGUUUCAACGCUUUUUUACUAAAGUUUAAAUUAUGUCAAAAAGAUACAAGGGAGGUAGAAGACAAAUUCUGCAGUUGGAAGAUAAAAAGACGUCCAGAGGUGAGAAUGAACCUUCUUCAUCUGCACCAGUUCAGAAAGCUGCGGUUCCGUUAGAUUCCCAAGUAGCAGAUUUUUUUAAGGAGAUAGAUGCUUUACGUGUGAAUGAAGAAGCUACAGAAUCUGGUUCUGGAACAGCACCCAGAGUUGUCAUUCCUGGUAUUUGUGAUGACGAUGAUGAAGAAGAAAGUUCGGCAUUAGAAAAUGUAGCAAAACCUGAGGAGAAACUGGAAGGAAAUGUGCAAAAGUCAUUACACAAAGGCACUUCUUGUCCAUGGCAAGAGAUAUGUGAUGAAUCAAGUGGUUAUUCCUAUUACUGGAACAUGGAAACCAAUGAUGUUACUUGGGAAUGUCCUGUUGAAUACGCUGAGUAUUUGAAUGCAGUGGGUUCUUCAAAUGUUAACAAUUUGACUUCAGCUAGUGGGAAGAAAUCUUUCAAAGCAACCAAAAAGAAAAAGAAAAGUAAUGAUCAUACUGUUGGUGCAAUCAUUCCUAUUACCUACUUUGGAGGAUCAUCAUCUGAUGAGUCUUCAGAUGAAUCUUGUAAUGAAGAACCCUCAUCUACCUACAAGAAAAGUGCCUUGAAAUCUCAAUUACCAUCUGCCAAUCUGAAGCAAGAAAUAAAUGCUUUGAGUUCUUCUGGUGAAGUAAUUGGACCUCAGCUGCCACCUAAUUUCCAAUUUCCUACUAAUUUAAAAAAUGCUCCAAAGUCAUCUGAUGAAUCCUUACAAAAUGAAGUUGAUGAAUUUUUGGAAAUUGGACCAAAAUUGCUUUCUAAUUAUAAUCGACCAUCCUUUGCUCAUGGAGGUGAAAAAUCAGAUUCUACUGUCUCUGCUAGCUCAAGUAUUUCACAGUCACAUAUAAAUGGAACCUCAUUUGCAUCAUCAUCACAUGAUGGUGACUUUGAAUCAUUAAUAAGUGAUCACAAGAAAAGCUAUAAAGAUUCUUACAAAAUCGGCGAAGAAAGUCCUGAUUCUACUGUCAAGAAAGGAGACAGUGUAGUAGAUCCAUCUGUAACAGAAGGGAGUAAAGCUGUACUUACUUAUGGUUACAAACCUGUUGUGGAAUAUGAUAGCUUUACUGAUGAUGAUGAUCAAGACUCGCCAAACAUAUCUUCAUCAAAAGACUGUACUUUUGGUGAUUCGAAAAGCACUUCACAGAAAAGUGAGAAUCUAUGUUCAUAUGAAAAGCCCUCUAGGCCAAAUAUUAAUGAAAAGCUCCCCAGAACAACUAAUAAGCCCACAGAUAUUAAGAAUGAAAAUGAAAUUCAAGAAAAAUUAUUAGCAAGUACAAACGCAGUUAUGAGUGACAAUAAUAUUACGUCUUCUGAAGAAGGUAGUUCCACGAAGAAUAGAAAUGGGCACAAACUAGUUUCUAUAUCCAGUAAAAUGGCUGCUACGCUUAGUGAAUUUGAGAAAGAAAUAGAUGAGAUUGGAAAAGCUCUUGGCACAAAUUCAGAACCUAAAGGGGAAGAUUUUGCAUUUGUGACUUCUCAAAUUCCAGCAGUAAAGGAUGUAGUCAAGUUUGCUAACAUUACAACAGAGAAAAAAGAAAAUGACAAACAAUUAAAAAUUGAUGGAGCUUCAAAACUGCCUGAAACUUCUGAAUCAUCUGGUGAAAACAUAAUGGUAUUCUAUUACAAUUGCUAG